This is a messenger RNA of Cygnus olor (mute swan), 2201 nucleotides long. It is a transcript of the gene TYMP, whose product is annotated as thymidine phosphorylase. Gene Ontology annotation, cellular component: cytosol. Lineage: Eukaryota; Metazoa; Chordata; Aves; Anseriformes; Anatidae. Gene Ontology annotation, molecular function: 1,4-alpha-oligoglucan phosphorylase activity; pyrimidine-nucleoside phosphorylase activity. Gene Ontology annotation, biological process: pyrimidine nucleobase metabolic process; pyrimidine nucleoside metabolic process. The transcript has 9 exons. The coding region runs from base 60 to 2087 and encodes 675 amino acids. The record is from RefSeq and is a predicted model, not a curated record.
CAUCCCAUCCCAUCCCAUCCCUGUGUCCCCAUGCAUUCCCUAUCUCCCUGUGUCCCCUCAUGCUCCCCAAGCCCCCAUGUCCCUCACAUCCCUUUACCCCUUGUCCUCCCAUCCCCACAGGUGCCCCCUGCCACCCCAUGUCUCCUGCUGAGCCCGGUGACUCUGCAGCCACUCUUGCCACAGCCCCAUGGGUGCUGGCACCACGGGCACGGGUGGGGCUGGGAGCGAUCGGGUCAGGGCCGUUCCGCUGCCUCCUGUGUCCUGCGCCACCGCAGUGGCCGUGCCACUGUCACCACGGCCCUGUGGGGACAGGGAGGGGACGCUCAUCAGCAAGGCACUGCAGGACUGGGGUGCCAGGGGUGCUGAGGGCGCCUUGGGUGCUGCACCUACCGUGGGGUGCUGUGGGCACCGUGGGACCUGUGGGUGCCGCACCCACCCCGGGUGCCAUGGGUGUGGAGGGUGCUGAGCCGCACGCAGUGCCAAGGCAGGCGGAGACACGCAGAGCCCUGCACCUGCCCCACGUCACUGUCGGGAACCGAGACACUGGGGGCAGCCAGGAAGGGACAAGGGCACCCAGCCCCAGCCCCAGCCCUGCCACCUCGCUCCCUGCCCUGGGGGCAGAGUCCAGUGCCCAAGGCGCCUCCGUGACGCGGGCACGGGGCCAGGCUGGGCAGGCGGCGCAGCGGUGCCGGUGGCACGGAAGCGGUGACAGCGGCAGGGGAGCAGCGAUGGACGCCCAGGUCUCCCUCCCGGCCCUCAUCCGCAGGAAGCGGGACGGCGAGCGGCUGCGGGACGAGGAGAUACAGAGCUUCGUGCGCGGCGUGACCGAGGGCUCUGCGGAGCAGGGCCAGAUCGGCGCCAUGCUGAUGGCCAUCUGGCUGCGGGGCAUGGACGCGCAGGAGACGCUGGCGCUGACGCGCGCCAUGGCGGCCUCGGGCCGGCUGCUGGCCUGGCCGCCGGGCUGGCGGGGGCGGCUGGUGGACAAGCACUCGACGGGCGGCGUCGGGGACAAGGUCAGCCUGGCCCUGGCCCCUGCCCUGGCUGCGUGCGGCUGCAAGGUGCCCAUGAUCAGCGGCCGCGGGCUGGGGCACACCGGGGGCACGCUGGACAAGCUGGAGGCCAUCCCCGGCUUCUGCGUCUCCCAGAGCCCUGAGCAGAUGCAGAGCAUCCUGGAGCAGGUGGGCUGCUGCAUCGUGGGGCAGAGCAAGGAGCUGGUGCCGGCUGACCGGGUGCUGUACAGCCUGCGGGACGUCACCGCCACCGUCGACAGCCUCCCCCUCAUCACAGCCUCCAUCCUGAGCAAGAAGGCGGCGGAGCAGAUCUCGGCGCUGGUGCUGGACGUCAAGUUCGGGAGUGCGGCGCUGUACCCCACGCUGGAGAGCGCGCGGGAGCUGGCCCAGAGCCUGGUGGCGGUGGGCGAGGAGCUGGGCAUCCGCACGGCGGCCGUGCUGAGCAGCAUGGACCAGCCCCUGGGGCGCUGCGUGGGCAACUCGCUGGAGGUGCUGGAGGCGCUGCAGUGCCUGGAGGGAGGCGGCCCCGCUGACCUGCGGGAGCUGGUGACGGUGCUGGGCGGGCUGCUGCUGUGGCAGUGCGGGAUGGCCCCGACGGCGGAGCAGGGCCAGGAGCGGCUGGCGCAGGCGCUGGACGACGGCUCGGCCCUGCGCACCUUCGAGGCCAUGCUGGGGGCGCAGGGAGUGCCCCCCGACACCGCCCGCCUGCUCUGCGCGGGGACCCCCCAGCAGCGCCGCCAGGUCCUGGGGCAGGCGGGCACCCGUGAGGAGCUGCUGGCGCCCCGCGAAGGCACGGUGCGGCGGAUCGAGGCGCUGCCGCUGGCCCACGUGCUGCACGAGCUGGGGGCCGGCCGGACGCGCGUCGGGGAAGCCAUCAACCCCCGCGUGGGCGCCGAGGUGCUGGUGGCCGUGGGGCAGCACCUGCGGGAAGGGGAGCCCUGGCUGCGGCUGCACCACGACGGGGCGCUGAGGGCAGAGCAGCGCCAGGCCCUGCAGGACGCGCUGCUGCUGGGCACCGGCACCGGCACCGCCGCGCCCCGCGUCGCCGAGACCGUGCUGCCCCGCAGCGCGCCCUGACCGCACGCGGGGACGGCGAUGACGAUGACGACGGGCAGAUGACUUGAGGAAAGCGGGCUCCACCAUCAGUAGGACUGUGAAGUAGGUGUGUUUAUUCAGCGCUGGGCAGCACGG